AUGGCCUUACCUCCAAAGCUUACUCCGGAACGUGGAUUGCUGAUAACACCAGAUCUUCGCGAUCGUAUAGAGCGUGUCCAAAAGGAUAUCAUGGAAAACUCGUCGUUUGCUUACAACAAAAAAAAGUCAGCUGGACCUCAAGAGCCAACUUUGAGCUCCACGAAUGACAGCGCAGUCCCAGAAAAAGCAACCGCCGGGGCUAAAAGACACUCAACGUCGGAGUAUCACGAAAGAAAACGCUGCAAAGACGUCGACGAGGAAGCGAUUAUGGCUGGAAUUGAUCCAAAUCUCUCGAUGAUUCCGCUUCUCUACGCGGACAAGCCACAAGAAAAGAAGCAAGCAGAAAGUUCUGCUGCAUCGGCAACUGCAUCACCGAAUACUCCAGCACAGGAAGUCGUUGCUAAGAAUGGAGACGAGGCCGAGCAAGCCGAUUCAGACACCGAAGCAGACUAA
Molecule: messenger RNA, 453 nt
Organism: Caenorhabditis briggsae
Lineage: Eukaryota; Metazoa; Nematoda; Chromadorea; Rhabditida; Rhabditidae
Exons: 5
Coding region: 1-453 (150 amino acids)
Source: RefSeq, a predicted model, not a curated record